Hippocampus zosterae (dwarf seahorse) is the source of this 4389-nucleotide messenger RNA. RefSeq lists its product as uncharacterized. Gene Ontology annotation, cellular component: membrane. The record is from RefSeq and is a predicted model, not a curated record. The transcript has 13 exons. The coding region runs from base 412 to 3264 and encodes 950 amino acids. Gene Ontology annotation, biological process: chloride transmembrane transport; chloride ion homeostasis; potassium ion import across plasma membrane. Lineage: Eukaryota; Metazoa; Chordata; Actinopteri; Syngnathiformes; Syngnathidae. Gene Ontology annotation, molecular function: potassium:chloride symporter activity.
AUUUUAGUUUACCCAGGAGUAGUUAUUCACUUUAAUUUGAAGAGCAAAGCCGGAACUGCAUGCAAAUAGUGUAGCCCGCUGCUGGUUCAUCACAUGAUAGCUCAAAAGCGGAUUUGCAGACAAAUGAAUCAACAUGGGAACCUCUAACGGAUGUCUACCCAACUUUUAAACUUUUUGGAACGUUCGCUCAGCCUUGCACCCAUUACAAUUUUUCGCCCAUAUCAAACACCUAUUUCUGGUGUUGCAAUGUUAGCCACGAAAUAUUUUUUCGAGUCACCGACCAGGACAUGCCACUGAUUAACUUUCAUGAUCUAAAGUUUAUAGACGUGCUAUUCAUCAAAAACAAUAAGCAGGAUAUACAUAAGGAAAUUAAAAAAAAAGUGAGAUUUGUGAGAGUAGUCGAGUUUCAAGAUGUCAGAGCGGACCCCUCUCCUCCACUAUCGCCUCUCCACCAGCGUCAAUGAAUCCGAGCUGCGGGCACCUCCGACCGGGCAGGUGCCGGAGGAGCACCCGGUCAUUCCCCGCCACCGGGUCUCUCACUCGAGUCAACCAAAGAAACUGUCCACUUUCUUCGGUGUGGUUAUUCCAACCUUGCUGUCAAUGUUCAGCGUGGUUGUAUUUCUGAGAAUCGGUUUCUUGGUUGGCCAGUCUGGACUGUACCAAGGCAUCGGCAUGUUUAUUGUGGCCUACUUCAUAAUCUGCAUGACUGUGCUGUCAGUAUGUGCCAUCUCCACCAACGGUGCACUUGAUGCUGGAGGGGCCUAUUAUAUGAUCAGCCGAGCGCUGGGCCCAGAAUUUGGUGGCAGUAUCGGAAUUAUGUUCUUCUUGGCUAAUGUGUGUGCCUGUGCUCUUUAUGUGCUGGGUUUAGUCGAAGCUAUUGUUGCCACUUUUGGAGUGCCAGAGGAUGGAGCGCUCGCCGCAACGUCCUACCAGAUUCUGCCAGCAGGCUACUGGUGGUCUCUGCUUUACGCCACAGUCAUCGCCCUGCUAUGUUUGCUUGUGUGCAUGGUCGGUGCUCACAUCUAUGCCAAAGCCACCUUUCUCAUCUUCCUAGUGGUCAUGUUUGUCCUGGGCACGAUCUUCAUCAGCUUUUUCGCUGUACGUCCUCGCACCAUCAUUCUGCCUAGUUCCGAUGACUCCAACCCAAUGGGAAAUGCAACGGGCCCCACCACGGCGAACUUUACCGGCUUCAAGUUGGAAACCCUUCUCGGGAACCUGUGGGCCGACUACACUGUGGAUUACACAACCGGAAAUCUGAUGACCUUUGCCACUGUUUUUGCUGUGAUGUUUAAUGGUUGCACUGGCAUCAUGGCGGGGUCCAAUAUGUCAGGUGACCUCAAGAAUCCAAGCUACUCCAUUCCACGUGGUACUAUAACAGCUGUCAUUUUCACCAUCAUCUACAACCUGCUCAGCGUUCUUGUGGCCUGCUCCUGUGAUCGGGUGCUGCUUCAAAAAGAUUACAGUUUUCUGAGAGACAUCAACAUCUGGAACCCCUUUGUCACCAUUGGAGUUUACUCCUCCACCCUUUCAGCAGCCAUGAGCAAUCUCAUCGGAGCCUCACGCAUUCUCUAUGCGUUGGCCAGAGAUGACUUGUUUGGUAAAGUGUUGUCUCCCGCCAAGAAGACAUCCAACAGUGGCAACCCCUGGGUCUCUGUGCUUAUUUCCUGGUUCCUUGUACAAUUGGUGCUGUUUUCUGGGAAGCUCAACACCAUUGCCAGUAUUGUGACCAUUUUCUUUCUGCUGGUUUAUGCUGCCGUGGACUUGGCAUGCCUCGCUCUGGAGUGGGCCUCUGCACCCAAUUUCAGGCCCACUUUUCGUUACUUUACCUGGCAUACGUGUGUGUUGGGCAUCGUGGGCUGUGCUGUGAUGAUGUUUCUCAUCAACUCGAUCUACGCCUCGGCCAGCAUCGCCUUUAUGCUGCUGCUGCUGCUGCUGAUUCACUACCUCAGUCCGACCUCCAGCUGGGGCUACAUCAGCCAGGCUCUCAUUUUCCACCAGGUACGGAAGUAUUUGCUCAUGCUGGAUGUGAGGAAGGAUCAUGUCAAGUUCUGGAGGCCUCAGGUUCUGCUGAUGGUCUCCAACCCUCGAAGCAGUGUAGGCCUCAUCACCUUCAUCAACGAUAUUAAAAAGAGCGGGCUGUACGUACUGGGGCACGUCCAACUUGGCGAUCUCAACACAUUACCCUCUGACCCUCUACAAUCCCAGUAUGCCUCCUGGCUGUCCCUGGUGGACCAUCUCAACAUCAAGGCCUUCGUCAACCUGACGCUGGCUGAUUCAGUGCGUCAUGGAAUCCAGCACCUUCUGUUCAUCUCUGGACUAGGUGGGAUGCGUCCCAACACUCUUGUCCUGGGUUUUUAUGAUGACAGCCUCCCAAACGACAAGCUCUCCACAAAUCAUGCUGCAGAUGUGGCGUUCUUCUCUCAUGAUCUUGAGCGGCGCCAAAAUCCGUUCCAUUUUGCUUCUCUUCGGUCCAGUGGUAGUGCUGCACAUGAUGGCGUGCAUGAUGGGAAGGUUUUGGGGCCCCAGGAGUACGUAGCGAUCAUUGCCGAUGCCAUGAAGAUGCUGAAGAAUGUGGUUUUGGCUCGUCAUUUUAACAGUUUUGACCGAGCACAGGCUCUGUCAGCGGCCUCCUCCUCUCCAGGGAAGAGUUUUGUCUUUGUCGAUGUCUGGCCAGUCAACCUUCUGCGUCCAGACAGCACAAGCUACGUGGAUACCUGCUCUCUGUUCUUGCUGCAGCUAGCUUGCAUUCUCAAUAUGGUCCGAGCCUGGCGCAAAGCUACACUGCGUCUCUUCCUUUGCGUGGAGGAAGGGCGAAGCGUGAGAGGCUUGGAGGAGAAGCUGGGACAGUUGCUGAAAGAAUUAAGAAUUAAAGCUCAAAUCUACCCCGUGCCCUGGGAUCAGCAGGUGGCACUACACUGGCAGCGCCAAGACAAAUUGGACAAGAGGCAAUCUUCGCAGUCCCCCAAUAUCAUCAAGGAAGAGAAGAAGCUGGAACAAGCCGAUGAGGAGGAUGAGGAGGACUACGUCAACAGCUUCCUGAGCAACACCGCACGCUUGGCUGAUGACUACCUGUCAGCUGUCAAUCAGCUGAUCCUAGACCAAGCCCAGCCAGCACCUGCUGUGCGCUUCCUGUAUUUGCCCCGCCCACCAGCUGACACCCUUCUCUACGAGUCUUACUUGCACCAGCUGGAGUUGCUGACUCAAGACCUGGGUCCCACUUUGCUUAUUCACGGGGUGACGCCUGUCAUCACCACUGAUAUCUGAACAUUCCACUUCCUGUCACAUGCAAUAAGGCAGGACUUCCAUGCUUUGUGUAUUCCUAUUGCUGUCUGGAUCUGGCUUGUCACUCAACAGCAGACUCGAUAAACCUUAAAGCCCUUAAAAUCCGAGAUACAACCGAGUACCACAAUAUGGACCAAACCGUAUAUUACGUUUGGUUUUGACUUAGUGAAUUCUUAGAGGGCCGUUCUGAGACAGUGGACAACCCUGAUGAUGUCUGCGGGCCUUCCGUUCCCCAGGUGUGUCAUAGGAUAUAGUUUUCAUAUCUAUGUUUUUACUGGAAGUAAAAAGUAAUGAUGAUUUUCAAUAGACAUGUGAAGCGUGGCACAAAGACACAGUAUAAAGCAAAUCUAAAGUAAACAAUGGGUAUAUCUCCUGAAUAUGAAGUAUGGCCAACCAGCAUGAAAUGAGACAAGUGAAGCUAGAUGGGAAUAUGGACUCUCAUCAAGAUAGGCAGCCCACCCUUCUCCCUCAUAUCAUUUCAUUCCACACUAGUGAGAGGUUUCCAGUGGUCAAUACAGUCAGAGCUGAAUUUCAAGUGUCCUCUGGCUUCCCCUGUGGCCUCUUUUUUUUUUCUUUCUUUCCAUUUUCAGACACGAGUAGAGAAGGGUUGCCCCUUAAAUUUCUUAACCUGAUCAUUCCAUUUGCCUUCAAAGGCUUGUUAACGAUCCCACGUGUGGAACUGGUCCAGCCUGGACAGAAAAUCUGACUGUUAAUUUUCAUUGCAGGUACACUCAAGAGAGCUGCUUUCCAUUUUAAAGGGAUAGGAAGCUUUCUGGAGGGUUUUUUGGUUAGUUUUUUUCCGCAGUUUUGUCCAUCAAGCUGCAUAGCUCACGGUGUUUCCACGUGCUGUGAUUCUCUGUGAUAUUAAGUUAAUUGCUUGAAUGUACUGUAUUUAAGGUACAUGGCCAAUUUUAGAAUUAAUUUUCCCUCUUGAGGUACUGCCUGAUCAGCUUGAUGAAUUAAGUGCCAAAAUAAAAUGCAAUGCAAUUGUAAUUCUUAGCCUUUUGCCACCAUUUUAACUGCAGUGUCAUCGCCAAGCAGCUAUUACUGAAGCACUAUCCGUAAAAUAAUCCUUGUUAGUCCGUCUCUUCCCCCCCAAAAAUAAAA